AUGUCUUCCGCAGGACAACGUCUCUCGUCAGUGCUGUCGCAUCUGAAUCCGCUGUCCUCUGAGAGCAGUAGGAGAAACAAGGUACUGCAGAAGAACGCUGAUGAUGUGGUCAUCACAUACGCCGUCCGGACACCUCUUACGAAAGCGAGGAAGGGCGGCCUCAAGGACACCAACAUCGAUGAUCUGCUCAUCUCGCUCCUUACGACCGUCCGCGAACAAUCCAAUGUCGACCCAGCCUUGAUCGAGGACAUCUGCAUGGGCAACGUCCUCGCCCCGGGGCCAGGAUACGUAAUCCGUGCGUCCGUCCUCGCGGCUGGCUUUCCGACGACAGCAGCAGCCUCGGUCGCGAACCGCUUCUGUUCCUCCGGCCUCCUCGCCAUCCAACAGAUAUCCAACCAGAUAAUAGCGGGCAGCAUCGAUAUCGGCAUGGCGAUUGGCGCCGAGAGCAUGUCUACGUGUCCGGACGGGGGGUUUCCCGCGGGCGCCAGCCCGAAGAUCUUGAACCACGAGAUUGCAGGCCAGAACGUGAUGCCGAUGGGACAGACGAGCGAGAACGUCGCGGGGGAUUUCGGCAUCAGCCGGGAGAAGAUGGAUGCCUUUGCGGCGAGGAGCUUCCAGAAGGCGGAGGAGGCGCAGAGGGAGGGCUGGUCCCGGGAUGAGAUUGUGCCUGUGACGGUCAGCUUCAAAGAUCCCCAGACGGGAGAGGCCAGGCCGAAGACGAUCACUCUCGACGAUGGCAUCAGAGCUGGGACCACAGCCGAGUCGCUGGGCAAGAUCCGCGCCGCGUUCCCGCAGUGGGCGCCCAGUCACACCACCGGCGGCAACGCGUCGCAGAUCACCGACGGCGCGGCGGCGCUCGUGUUGAUGAAGCGGAGUAGGGCCCAGGCGCUGGGCUUGAAGAUUGUGGGCAAAUAUGUGCAGUCUACCGUUGUGGGAUUGGCCCCGCGCAUCAUGGGAAUCGGGCCAGCCUAUGCCAUCCCGAAAGUGUUGGAGAAGGUCGGGCUGGAGAAGGCGGAUGUGGAUGUUUUCGAGAUCAACGAGGCUUUUGCCAGUAUGGCCGUUUACUGUGUUGAGACACUGGGACUUGAUCCUGAGAAGGUCAACCCGCGAGGAGGAGCUAUUGCCCUCGGACAUCCCCUCGGUGCCACAGGGGCUCGCCAAGUUGUUACAGCCCUUUCAGAACUCCGGCGCCAGGAUAAGCGGAUUGCGGUCACGUCGAUGUGUGUUGGAACGGGCCAAGGUAUGGCAGGCGUAUUUGUAUCCGAGCACUGA
Drepanopeziza brunnea f. sp. 'multigermtubi' MB_m1 is the source of this 1272-nucleotide messenger RNA. RefSeq lists its product as uncharacterized. Gene Ontology annotation, molecular function: acetyl-CoA C-acyltransferase activity. Gene Ontology annotation, biological process: fatty acid beta-oxidation; phenylacetate catabolic process. Lineage: Eukaryota; Fungi; Ascomycota; Leotiomycetes; Helotiales; Drepanopezizaceae. The record is from RefSeq and is a predicted model, not a curated record. Gene Ontology annotation, cellular component: peroxisome.